GGCGGAGGUGAAGCGGAGAGCGGGCGCUGGAUCCUCCCGGCCGCGGCCCCCGGGGCCCCGGGCACGGAACAAAGGGCCAUGGCCGAGGGGGCCCCCGCUCAGGCUCCGGAGCCGCACUGCCCCUCGCCCCUGCGGCCGCCGGCCGGCCCCGAGCGCACCUCGGAGCGGGAGACGCAGACGGCUGAGCUGUCCCUGACCGUGGUGGCGGCCGUGCAGGCCGUGGAGAGGAAGGUGGACUCCCACUCCACCCGCCUGCUCGACCUGGAGGGUCGCACGGGGAUGGCCGAGAAGAAGCUGAUCGACUGCGAGAAGACGGCGGCGGAGCUGGGGAACCAGCUGGAGAGCAAGUGCGCGGCGCUGGGCACCCUCAUCCAGGAGUACGGGCUGCUCCAGCGGCGCCUGGAGAACAUGGAGAACCUGCUCAAGAACAGGAACUUCUGGAUCCUGCGGCUGCCCCCGGGCAGGAAGGGGGAAGUCCCCAAGGUGCCGGUGACAUUUGACGACGUGUCCGUCUACUUCAACGACAAGGAGUGGGAGAAGCUGGAGGAGUGGCAGAAGGAGCUGUACAAGAACGUGAUGAAGGGGAACUACGAGUCGCUGAUCUCCCUGGACUAUGCAAUUUCCAAACCCGGGGUUCUGUCUCAGAUCGAGCAAGGAGAGGAACCGCGGGGCAGGAACGAGCAGGACCUGGAGGAGAGCGAGAUCAUUACUGAUGCCACAGCAGCGGGAAUAAGGGUGGUGAUCAAAACGGAGGAGCUCCUGCCCGAGGACAGCCCCGAGAACCCCGAGCUUCACGGGAUGUCGGGGCAGUCAGAGGGGAGCUUCCAGAGCCCGGACGAGGAGGCGGCUUGUGAGAGCCCCUACAGCUCCGUGUCCCCUCCGAGGGACCUCCCAGGGACCAGCCUGGGCGACUCCUCCGAGUACAGAGCCGACUUCAACGAGAUCCAGAGAGUCAUCGUUCACCACGGCAGCUGCACAGAGGACGGGAUCGUGAUCAAGACGGAGGAGGAGGAGGAGGACGACCCCGACCCGCUGGAGCCGUGCGCCAUGUUCUCGGGCAGGGCCGAGCCGCCGGCCUUCCCCAGCCACGAGGCCGGGCUGGGCUGCGAGGCGCAGUGCAGCUCCAAGGCCCAGCCCCGCGGCCUGGCGGGGCGCGUGAGGAAGCCGUCGGCCUGCGAGAGGGACUCCGGGGACAUGAAGCCGGCCAGCGCCCAGCAGCGGAACCGCACGCGGGAGAGACCCUACAUCUGCCCCGAGUGCGGCAAGAGCUUCAUGCUCAAGAUCAACUUCAUGAUCCACCAGCGCAACCACCUCAAGGAAGGGCCCUACGAGUGCCACGAGUGCGACCUCAGCUUCCGCAACAAGCAGCAGUUCCUGCUGCACCAGCGCAGCCACACGCGCCGCGGCGUGGGGGUCCCGCGGCGCCCCGAGCACGGCCUCAAGCCCCCGGCGCGGCCCCCGCCUCCGGGGAAGCCCUACAAGUGCUCCGAGUGCGAGAGCAGCUUCAGCCACAAGUCGAGCCUCAGCAAGCACCAGAUCACCCACGUCGGGGAGCGGCCCUUCACCUGCGGCGAGUGCCGCAGGAGCUUCCGCCUGCAGAUCAGCCUCCUCAUGCACCAGAGGAUCCACGCCGGCAAGAACGAGAUGGCCUUCCUGUGCCCCCAGUGCGGGAAGAACUUCACCCGGCCCUCCCACCUGCUGCGGCACCAGCGGACUCACACCGGCGAGCGGCCCUACCAGUGCAGCCAGUGCGAGAAGACCUUCAGCGAGAAGUCCAAGCUGACCAACCAUUACCGCAUCCACACGCGGGAGCGCCCGCACGCCUGCGCCGUCUGCGGGAAGGGCUUCAUCCGCAAGCACCACCUCCUGGAGCACCAGCGCAUCCACACGGGCGAGCGGCCCUACCACUGCACCGAGUGCGGCAAGAACUUCACGCAGAAGCAUCACCUCCUGGAGCACCAGCGGGCGCACACCGGAGAGCGGCCCUACCCCUGCACCGAGUGCACCAAGUGCUUCCGCUACAAGCAGUCCCUCAAGUACCACCUGAGGACGCACAUGGGAGAGUGAGGGGCUGCCCGACGGCUUCCUCCCCCUCCUCUCCCUCCCUCCACCCCUCCUCCUCCUCCUCCUCCUCCUCCUCUUCCUCCUCCUCCUCCUCCACUCAUCUCUCCCGCCCUCCCUCCAUCCAUCUCCCCCCACCCCAGCUCAGGGCAUGGACAUAAGGAAGCUUUGUGUGGUAGCGCCGCUGGUCUGGUGGAGACUGGGCUGAUUGGAAAUAAAUUAAUGAAUUAAAGCAAGCAACGCGCGGCAAAAUUAAAAGAUUAUAUAUAUAUAAAAUUAACAGAAGCAGCUGAUAUAGGGGGAAUCCUCACCACCAACAAAAGAAACCUGUACAGGGUGUUUUGCCGGAGUAGGACUCGUAACUGCUUUUUAAAUCUACUGUUUGGGUUUUUUUAAAUAAAUGUGGAGGAACUUUUUAAUUGAUAAGCGACCUUAGGAUGGGCAAGAUUUUUUUUUUUUUUUUUUUUUUUUUUUGUGUUAAAUGCUCUGUAGGCUGAUUCUGGCACAGUCACUUUUUGUGCAGGAGCUCUGCAGAGGUGCUGCCUCGUCCCAGCUUUCCGGGCUGGACGCGACAGCCGCUCGGCAGCGCGUGGCUACGGGAGCUCCGGCCGGGGGGGGGAGGUGAGCAAUUAACAGAUCCAGCUAACGAGGAGGUUCUGCGUGUGUCUAGAUUGGAAGCGCCGGUAGGUGCCUGCCCGGCUCGCGGGGCUGUGAUGCACUCCUGAAUUAUACAAUAGAAUAAAAUUCUAGUUGCAGUAAAA
Empidonax traillii (willow flycatcher) is the source of this 2822-nucleotide messenger RNA. RefSeq names its product zinc finger protein 777 (gene ZNF777). Gene Ontology annotation, molecular function: DNA-binding transcription factor activity; RNA polymerase II cis-regulatory region sequence-specific DNA binding. The transcript has 6 exons. Gene Ontology annotation, biological process: regulation of transcription by RNA polymerase II. Lineage: Eukaryota; Metazoa; Chordata; Aves; Passeriformes; Tyrannidae. The coding region runs from base 79 to 2067 and encodes 662 amino acids. The record is from RefSeq and is a predicted model, not a curated record.